Messenger RNA from Lachancea meyersii CBS 8951, 3324 nucleotides. NCBI's taxonomy places the organism in Eukaryota, Fungi, Ascomycota, Saccharomycetes, Saccharomycetales, Saccharomycetaceae. The record is from the annotation of a GenBank genome assembly.
AUGAGUUCUGUGAUAUCACAAAUUGGUGCGCUGAUAGGAGUUGAGGAUCAAAGUAUCUCAGAAUUCAUAUAUGAUAUUUGUUCCAGGACUUCAAGUCUAGAACAGUUUCGAUCAAGUGUCGAGGAGCUGGAUGUGGGUAUAACGGCAGAGGUGGCAUCGAAGUUAUACAAGGCCAUCAAACCUUCCGAAAAGACGCCCAAAGAGAAAGUAACACUGAUCCUUAAGGAUACGCUCUCUUUGGAUGAUCCCGUCGUGGCUGAGUUCAUUGUAGAAAUAUGUUCCAAAUGCACUUCUUACAACGAUUUUAACGCCCAGAUCCAGGCGAUGGAUUGUGGCAUCGAAGCAGAUGUCUCAAAACUUCUAUAUGCUGCUAUGGAAGAUCAGAAAUUCAAAGUAGAAAGCCGGGGCGGGGGAGCUCUUAGCAUGCCAAACCAGAAAAUUCAAUGGGACACCUCAGGAACCUUAACAGAGGCUGACCCUAAAGACAAGAUUAGUGUGGGAGUAACAGAUGAAUACCCUAUGUUGGGAAACAUAUAUUCUGGAAUAGUGAAGAAAAUAACCGCGUUUGGUUGUUUUGUUCGCAUACUGGGUACUCGCGACCCUCGAUGCGACGGGUUGGUCCAUAUUUCCGAACUAGCAGACAGAAGAGUUCAUAAUCCCGCAGAGAUAGUCUCUGUUGGUGAAAGGGUGUACGUCAAAGUCAUCAGGGUGCAGGAAAACGGCAAGAUCUCACUUCAAAUGAAAUUCAUCAAUCAAAAGACAGGAAUUGAAGAUGAAAGGAUCCAAGAAAGGGGAAGACGUGCCGAAAAACAGCAAAAAUCUGCGAUCAAAAGGAGACUGACCUCGCCUGAACGAUGGGAGAUUCGUCAAUUGAUUUCUAGUGGCGCAGCAUCAAUAGAAGACUAUCCAGAGCUGCAAGACACCUACGAAGAAGACGGAGAUCCUACAGAAAAAAACAACAUUGAGAAGGAAACCGAAGUAGAAGUUGAGUUGAAAACGGAUGAUGAACCACACUUCUUGAAAGGCGAAACGAGCUCAUUUCAGAAGCUUGAGAUGCCCAAGCUCACCAAGGUUCCUCAAGGCUCUCUCACCAGAACCGCUCUAAAUGGUUCUACUUUGAUGUCAGAGCACAGAGCCGAAAAGAUGCAAAGAAGCAAAGAUGUUGAGCAAGAACGUCGCAAGAAAAAAUUGGUGGACGAUCCUAGCUAUCGCGCAGAAGCUGACUUUAGAAACAAACAGCUUACACUCACUGCGUGGGAGCGCAGUAGAAACAGAGAAAACAUCGAAUAUGGAAAAAGGACAAACAUGCCAAUCAAAGCUCAGAGAGAGUCUCUGCCUGUAUUCAGAAUGCGACAGCAAUUAGUGGAUGCAGUCAAAGAAAACCAGUUCGUAGUCAUUGUGGGAGAAACCGGUUCGGGAAAAACCACCCAAAUUACCCAGUAUUUGGAUGAAGAACGUUUUAGUGACAAUGGAAUUAUAGGAUGCACCCAACCUAGAAGAGUAGCUGCGGUAUCCGUGGCAAAGCGCGUUUCUGAGGAAAUGGGAUGUAGACUGGGAGAAGACGUGGGCUAUACAAUCAGAUUUGAAGAUGAAACCUCCCCUCAAACUAGAAUCAAAUACAUGACAGAUGGUAUGUUACAGCGAGAGGCGCUAUUGGAUCCGGCGAUGAGAAAAUACUCCGUUAUUCUUCUGGAUGAAGCUCACGAAAGAACGAUCGCCACUGACGUCUUGUUUGCUCUGUUGAAAGAGGCAGCUGUCAAAAGACCAGAUUUAAGAGUUAUUGUCACCUCCGCAACUCUCGAUGCCGAAAAGUUCUCAGCUUACUUUUUGGACUGCCCAGUGAUCAAAAUACCUGGAAGAACGUUUCCAGUGGACGUUCUAUAUUCACAGACGCCUCAGUUAGACUAUAUCGAGAGUACUCUGGAUACUGUCAUGGAGAUUCACAUAAACGAAGGAAGAGGUGAUAUUCUGGUCUUCUUAACAGGUCAGGAGGAGAUUGAUACCUGUUGCGAGGUUCUUUUUGAGCGCGUCAAGACCUUAGGUGAUACAAUACAAGAGCUUUUGAUACUGCCCGUAUAUUCGGCUUUGCCGAGUGAAGUCCAAUCCAAAAUAUUUGAGCCGACUCCACCCAAUUGCAGGAAAGUAAUAUUUGCCACAAAUAUAGCAGAGACGUCUAUCACAAUCGAUGGUAUUUAUUAUGUUGUUGAUCCCGGUUUUGCUAAAAUUAACACUUAUAACCCUCGUAUGGGCAUGGAGCAACUAGUUGUAUCUCCCAUUUCACAGGCACAAGCCAAUCAAAGAAAAGGGCGUGCUGGUAGGACAGGAGCUGGUAAAUGCUAUAGACUUUACACAGAGUCGGCUUUUUUGAACGAGAUGAUGCCAAAUACAAUUCCAGAAAUACAGAGACAAAAUCUGUCGUACACAAUCCUUAUGUUGAAGGCAAUGGGAAUCAAUGAUUUGCUAAAUUUUGAAUUUAUGGACCCGCCUCCACGAGUGUCCAUGAUAGGUGCAUUAGAAGACCUUUACAACCUACAAGCUCUAUAUGAUGAUGGUAAAUUAUCGAAGCUGGGUGGCUUGAUGUCUCAGUUUCCAAUGGAACCAGCCUUGUCAAAGGCACUUAUAGAAUCUACCAGCCGGGGCUGUUCAGACGAAGUGUCAACUAUAAUAUCAAUGCUUUCUGUGCAGAACGUUUUCUACCGGCCCCGAGAUAAACAGCAGGAGGCAGAUAACAAGAAAGUUAGGUUUCAUCAUCCUUACGGUGAUCAUUUGACCCUGCUGAACGUCUAUAACCGCUGGCGAGACGACAAUUACUCGAAAACAUUUUGUUUGAACAACUAUUUGCAUGAAAGGCAUUUGAAAAGAGCCAGAGAUGUGAAGCUACAGCUUUUGAACGUCUUUAAAAAACUACAACUUCCGGUUUCAAACAGCAAUGGGGAUAUCGAUAUGAUCAGAAGCACUCUAGUUUCUGGAUUUUUCAGGAACGCUGCCAAAAGGGAUUCGCAAACAGGUUACAAGACAAUCACAGAUGGUACCUCUGUGAGUGUGCAUCCGUCUAGUGCUCUUUUUGGAAAGGACUAUGAUUGUGUUAUCUACCACAAUUUGGUUUUGACAACACGCGAAUACAUGUCUCAUGUAACGGCUAUAGAUGCGCGCUGGCUGGUCGAGAGUGCACCACAUUUCUACAAAGUCGCAGGGGCUGAAAGCGAGUCUCGCAAAAGAGCCAAGAUUGUCCCGCUUCACAACAAGUUCUCUCAGAAUCAGGACUCUUGGAGACUAAGCUCGUUGCGGCAGACGAAGGAGAAGGCUCUAGGAAUUAAAAGGUGA